AUGAUUGUAAUAAAACAAGGAAAGUGGGGUACUGAGGCAGACAAGUCUAGAUUGAAUCAAAGAGAUGGAGCACGUUGUGUUGAAUACGACCUCCUGACCCUUGCUCAUAUUCUGUCCGGGCCAUUCCACCCUGGCGGGUUCUUCCGCACCGACGCCUCCCCCCCCCCACCCACCCUCCUCCGGCCCGACACCUCCCUUUUCCGCCAACCACAGCCUUCAAAAUUAGUCUUCUAUCUACCCACACCAGUCGGGUUGGGAUUAGGACCGAUCCAAUACAGCUUAGGCCUGCAUUCGCCACAAAAAAAGGAGGAUGAGCCAAGCACCAUGUCCAGCUACCAGCCGGCUUCCACGCCACAACCAUCUUCCAAAGAAGACGAGGAUGAUGAAGAUAGCAUAGAUGUGACUAAUGAAGAACCACCGGUGGAGCCAGCCUUGUAUCCUCCUCCUCCGCACGAGACAGUUUAUGAAACUUCUGCCCGCCUCCUCUUUAUGGCAGUCAAGUGGGCAAAAAACCUUCCUUCCUUCGCAUCUCUACCCUUCAGGGAUCAGGUGAUUCUACUGGAGGAGUGUUGGUCAGAAUUAUUUCUGCUGAAUGCUGUGCAAUGGUGCUUACCCCUUGAGUCGAGCCCGCUAUUUAACGUAUCCGAUCACCUUUCUGGCCUCCCCAACGGAAAGGCUUCUCAAAUCGCCGCAGAAGUACGCACUCUCAAUGAUACCCUCCUCAGGUUUCGCACUGUUGGAGUCGAUCCUGCCGAAUUCGCUUGUCUCAAAGCUAUUGUCUUAUUCAGAGCAGAAACAAGGGGUCUGAAGGACCCUCUUCAAGUAGAGAAUCUUCAAGAUCAAGCACAAGUGAUGCUGUGCCAACACACUAGAGGGCGGCACCCAGGUCAGAGCCCACGCUUCGGGAGGCUCCUACUCAUGCUCCCCCUCCUGAGGACAGUUCCUACACACAGGGUCGAAUUCAUCUUCUUCCAGCGAACCAUCGGCAACACGCCUAUGGAGAAGGUCCUAUGCGACAUGUACAAGAACUGAACCUCCUCGGUUUACGAAACAAUACAUCUCUUUUCCUUACUUGUAGUUCCCUACCUCCUACUGCGUCAGAUGCUCCAUUAUGACCUUGAAUCUCGUUAAAGUCGAUGCACAUUCCAAAGAUGUAUAUCAUUUUUAAUAGUUCAUUUGACCAGAAUCCAUAGUUACUUCUUAAGUUCAAAAUGGAACGAACGGUGAUUGGAACAGUACAGUGAAGAGCCGUCGGUCAUAUCCACAUUGACAGUUUCAAAAUCAUCAAUCAAAGCUUUGUUGAUUUGAAUUUAUGAGCUUGAAGAUUUCGAAAGUCAAAUAAAUGGACAAAAAUAUAUUUAAAAUACGGUUGUUGACACCGAAAGAAAUAGAAAGAAUGAGCUUUGUCUUAACUUGUCUUUGAAUAGUUCUAAUAGUACUAACUAAAUCUCAAAUAUUUUUUUCAUCUUUAUACUUUAUAAUACACCUCAUUCAUCUCACACCAUCACUUCAUAUCAAUUUCCUCUAUGUAAUUCAUUUGAGGGUAUAAACAUUUUGAUUUUCUCAUCAAGCUAACUCAAGUACCAUGACAUUACUGACUGUAUAACAAAAUAAAUUACAAACAAGUUAAUGUUUGUUUUUUAUGUAAGGGCUGCACAUUGCGGCAAACAAUUGUCAAACAUUUGAAUCCAGCAACUUAUACAUGAUAUUUUUUAUUAGUUCACAACUAACGUAGCACACAUAAAACAUAUUUAGUCAAAAAGCAAAUAUGUAGGUAAUAGAAUCAAAACACUGUCAUUAUCGGCAUAUAAAAUUCAGAAUUGCAAUGGAUCGUUAUUUGUAAUUUUUUUUCAAAUAGUAUAAAAAAAAAUAAUAAUAAUAAAUAAAUGCAUGUGCACACGAGCAAAAAAAUAUAAAUAUCAUAUAAGUAAAUUCAGGCCAACAUUUCGAUCGUUUACAAGCUCAAAUUUUCUGUAACAAACUAUAGGCAACCAACAUAAUGAUUUAAAUUUAUCUAUCAUUAUUUUUUAUUACUGAUAAAUAACUAUUUUUUUAUUUCCUCUCACAAUACAUUAUUAUAAUGUAUAACAUUAUAUCUUGAGAGACUCAACAUUUCUUUUAAGGAUAAAAUUAAAGAAACACUAUUUCGACUCAUUUACCAUUAAUUUGAACUUGUUUGAAGAACGUAAGAUAUAACUAAUGAAAUUAAAUAAGUUCACUAUCAGUUUAACAAAAGUUGAAUUGUUAAUUUUUCCAGUAAUUCAUUGGUUUAGUUGGAAAUAGAUUAGUUCAACUGUUGCUCAUCAAUACGGGUCUAAAAAAGGAGCAUGAGUCAAAAUAAAAAUUGUUCUAAUAGUAGAGCAAGAUUAAACUUUUCCUAAUAUCCAUUGGUGGAAGAACAUGAACCAACUCAAAUGAAACUAACGACCUCCUCAGGAAUUUUCCCUUUCGGGGAGGAGGUUUGCAGAUGGAGCUAAAAUAUAGAAAAUAUCUAUAUUAUAAAUAAAAUGUAUUUAUUUACCAAUAGUAGCUGGACCAAAAGUUCACAACAAUUACAAUUUUCGGUAGAAAAUUUUACUACACAUUCUACAGUUGAAAAAAAAAAUUGGGAAUUUCAAUGAAGACUUGAAUGAAAAUUUAACGUAUACUCUUAUCCUUAAUCCACUCCGAUAUUACUCAAAUAAUUAUUUUCAUUUUUUUUUUUACUAAUAUUUCGAUAGUAGAACUUCAGUUAAAGGUUUAUAAGGUAAUGAUUAAUUUAAAAGUUCGGUUAAAGCAAUUCAUAUCGCCACAAUUUUUUUAAUUUUUUUUCGUUAUUGAAUCAAAGAAGCUCAAGUACUAAUUACUGUUCUCAAUUCUUUUGGAGUUGAACUUUUCAAACAGAAAUGUAUUGUUAUAUUGAUGAAAUCUCAAUUUCUUAACUUUAAAAGUAUUUGUCCCUAUUGAUUUUAAAACAGAGUAAUCCAUUCAGUAAAAUGCUCUAUCCCAAUUUUGGCACUUUCAAGUAGGUCCUUGGGCAUGAAAUUUCUCAACUUCUUGGAUUUCCAAUAUUUUUUUGGGGGGUGGAGAGUGACUCAGCCCUUCCAGCCUUUGCCACGUCCCUCAUCCUCCUCUUCCUUUUUCCGAACAAUGAUAAAAUUUAAACCAACUUCAAUAUGUAUUAAAUAAAUUCAAUUCUGUAUAACGGAUCUCUAAAAAUAAGCUCUUCAAAACCUCUUAAGUUGAUGUUAAUUAGUCAAUAUUUUGUGCGCCUUUUGGAUUUAUCUUGUCGAAACAUAGAUAAGAAAUCCUAUAGAUCCUAAAUGUGAUGUGCAAUACUGAGCUUGACAAUAUUUGAACCCAUUCCAUCAUAUGUAUCAACUUUUCCUGUUUAUCACGCCCGACUAUUAUAACUGGUACAAUGUUUUCCGAAGAGCGUGUUUAUAAAUAUCUUAAUAAAUCAUUUAUUUUUGUUAAACAUUGUGUAUUACAAUGAUUUGUUGGGCUAUAGUUAAAUGAUUUGUGUAUUUAGAAUAUAAAUUUCAAAUUAUUAGUGAAAUGUAUCUACUAUGUAAGUAAGCUAUUCAGUCAAUCGAUGUUUGCCUAGAUAUUGAUUAUAUUUUAAAGCAUAAAUGUGAUUUUUAUCCAUAGUUGAAUAUAAGUGAAGAGAAAAGUAUGAGUAUUUUAUUUGGAGGUAGAUUUAAAAUUUUGGAACUGUGUAAACUGUGCGCUCAAUGAAAUAUCGAAUUGUAUUUAUAUUAAAUAUUGGUAUUAAAUAGACAACCUCGAAUAUUACCUUGUGUGCCAUGUUAGUGUCCUCCAUGAAAGAUAUACUAAAGCAGUGAGGUUUUAAAAUCAAUAAAAAUCACUCACCGUACCUGGAAUCUGAAAUUGUUACUAAUUGAGUGAUCCAUACCGCAAUAUUUAAUGGAAAGUUAUUCAAUUAAUAAAUAGAUGAUAUGAGGGCUUGUUUACAUUUUUAAGUUUUAUCUCAAUUUAAAACUAAAGUAUUUGUUCAACGAUAUUAAAAAAUGUUUCUUGUCAAUCAGGAUUUUUGUUCUAGUAAUUGCUUUCUAUUUAUACAUGUAAUUGUCAUAAUGUUGUUGGUUUUUUGUUUUAAUAUGUCAUGCAUUCUUACAAGGAUGUUUAUAGCUGUAAUUAAGUAUAUAAUCAUACAUUCGAAAUUCAUGUGAGAUAUGUAUUUAAGAUGUUAGAUGGACAUCUAAUUUGUAUAAAGCUUUUUAUUCGUAUGCAUAAUUGGUUAAACAAUGAGUAUCCUUUGUGUCUAAAUGAUUUUUCCAUGAAUUGAAAAGAUAUGGUGACUAUUUCAAUAACAUUAACAUUGAAUUAAUUCAUUGUUUCUAUCUUAUAUUUUUAGUUAAUUAUCGUAAUAAAUACGAUACUCUUAUAGAAUUGAUUGUUUAAUAUUUUAUACUAAAUAUUUAGCUCUCUGUGUAUAUGUGUACAUAAAUAAUGUUAGAUUAUCAAUUUAUAUUGUUGUUUGGUGUAACAUGUACGUAAUAUGCCUCCGCUGCUUUGACGCUAUUGAAGAGAUUCCUCAAUGUUCUAUGUAAUUAUAGAGGAGGAUUGUGAAAGGAUUUAGCUCGCUAGACCAACAGACCUAACUCUAUAAUAUAUCUCUCUGCUAUUAUGAAUAAUAAAUUUUUUAAAUCGAAA
This is a messenger RNA of Nezara viridula (southern green stink bug), 4656 nucleotides long. The record is from the annotation of a GenBank genome assembly. NCBI's taxonomy places the organism in Eukaryota, Metazoa, Arthropoda, Insecta, Hemiptera, Pentatomidae.